AGACACUGUGAAUAGAGGUGUGAUACAUUCUGGAGAUAAACUUUCUUUAAAAGACUGAUAAUUGAGUGUUGUGAUACUCAUCACUGUGUGUUUUAAUGUUAUCUUGCAGGACUCCAGCUACUUGAUAUCCUGCCAAAGUUAAGGGAACAGGAGGAUGACGACUUGAUUAUUCAAUGUGAAGCUUUUGAAGAGGCAAUGGCCGAAGAUGAGGAGGAGCUGCUGCGGAUCUACGGGGGCAUUAACAUGAGUGAUCACCUGGAGGUUUUCACUGCGCUCUUUCACAAGAUGAGUAGCUCUCCAGCCUCCCUCCAGCUGCUGUCCAUCCUGCAGACGUUGCUGGUGCUGGGGCCAGGCCGCUCUGAUAUCUGGCUGGCUCUGGAGGCCAUCACUAACCGAGCCGUACUGCUAGCCCAGGACUCUCAGAUGGAGUCAAGUGAGAAGAUCAUGCAGCGGCUGACGUUCUCCAAGGGCAAGAGCUGUGACGGUCGCGAUGAAGUGGACAGCCGGCUGGUGAGAGUGGAUAAGGCCGUGCAGACCGAUCUGGAUGAUCAGGAUAAAGAGAAGUCGGACAAAAGCAUAACAUCUUCUCAGAAGCCACCGUGUGCCUCUCCUCCACCUCCCCCUCCACCCCCACCUCCUCCUCCACCACUGCCUGCAGGAUUUGGUGGACCCCCUCCACCUCCACCACCUCCACCUCCUCCGCCGCUGCCUGGAGGAUUCGGUGGACCCCCACCACCUCCUCCUCCUCCGCCGCUACCCGGAGGGUUCGGUGGACCCCCACCACCUCCUCCUCCUCCGCCGCUACCCGGAGGGUUCGGUGGACCCCCACCACCUCCUCCUCCUCCGCCGCUACCCGGAGGGUUCGGUGGACCCCCACCACCACCUCCCUUACCUGGCAUGCCACCUCCACCACCUCCUCCACCAGGCAUGAUAAUGGCUCAGAGUAGCCAGGCCCUGGGGUGCGCUGCACCCACAAAGGUUUACCGAUGCCCCACCCUGAGGAUGAAAAAGCUCAACUGGCAGAAACUCCGCUCUGUUACUGAUGGUCCCUCCAUGUGGGCCUCGGUUCAGAAAGAGCCUUCUCCUCGGGAGCCGAACUACAGCAGCAUCGAGCAGCUGUUCUGUCUCCCGGUGGCCGAGCACAAAGACAAGGGGGCAGCUGCUCCUGUCAAGAAGGAGGCUAAAGAGAUUACAUUCAUUGAUCCAAAGAAAAACUUAAAUUUGAACAUAUUCCUAAAGCAGUUUAAAUGCAAAAAUGAGGACUUUGUAGCCAUGAUUCAGAACGGGGACCGUACUAGGUUUGAUGUAGAGGUUCUAAAACAGCUUAUAAAGCUCCUACCAGAGAAGCAUGAGAUUGAAAAUUUGAAGUCCUUCCAAGGAGAAAAAGACAAGUUGGCAAAUGUUGACCGCUUCUACACCUCCCUUCUCUCGGUGUCAUCUUAUCAGUUGAGGAUUGAUUGCAUGUUGCUGUGUGAGGAGACGUCAUCGGUGUUGGACAUGCUCAAACCUAGAGUCAAGCUGGUGGAGGAGGCCUGCCAGGCUCUCAAAACGAGCACGCUUAUGCCCAGCUUCUGCAGGCUCAUCCUCGACGUUGGGAAUUUUCUCAACUACGGAAGUCACACGGGGAACGCCGAGGGGUUCAAGAUAAGCUCUCUGCUCAAGCUUGUGGAAACCAAGGCCAACAAGAGCCGCAUCACGCUGCUUCAUCAUAUCCUGGAGGAAGCAGAGGCGCACCACCCGGAGCUGUUGGCGCUGCCAGAUGAUAUAGAGAUCUGUGAAAAAGCAGCAGGAGUUAAUCUGGAUUCUGCUCAGUCAGAAGCCAGUGCCUUACUAAAACGACUGAAUGAAGCGGCCAAGAAGGUCUCCAACUCUGCCGAAGAGGUGAAGGAGCAGUACGCAAAAGUUCUUCAGGAAAGUCUGGAGGCGUGUCAAGCUUUAAGUGAGAGAUUCACUGUGACUGAGGAGACGAAGAAAGAGCUGGCUGUCUACUUGUGUGAAGACGCCAAUCAGCUGUCGCUUGAGGAACUCUUCAAUACCAUCAGGACUUUCCGAGGACUUUUCAUCAAGUCGCUGAAGGAAAACAAAACCAGAAGAGAGCUGGCGGCCAAGGCCGAGAAGAGGAAGAAGCAGCUGGCAGAGGAGGAGUCCAAGAGACAGAAGGGAGAGAAUGGAAAAAUCAUCAAAAAAGGCUUUGUGCCGAAAGACGACGGCUGCAUCAUCGACCAUCUCCUGGCGGAUAUCAGGAAAGGUUUCAGCCUCAGAAAGACCAGGCCAAGGUGCGAUUCGGAAAGCCUCCCUUCUAGUGAAAUGCGUAGGGAUACCUGCCCGUCUGGAUCAAGUGCGAUGCCUGUAAACGGAAAAGCCGUAGAAAUAGCCGCCUUUUCCGCUCCCACCAAACCUCAAACAGAGGGUCCCCAGGCCACCGCAGGCGAAAUGAACGGCUUCAUCAGCCCGUCAGAAGAGACUCCGCCAGCGUCGCAGACUGCAGUUCAAGACGGUCCAGCUGUACCUCCCAAGGCACCCCCAGGAGAAACAGCCAUGACAACACAGGCACCCUCGGAAAGGCCUGCGUCGCUGCAGGAUGGGCAACACCCCCGGCAACCUGCAGUAUCUUCACUAGAUACGACACAACCUCGACCUCAGGUUGAAGCGGAACAUCAACCGUGCCUCCCCACAAACGGCUUUUCAUUGGAUUCAACUGAGACCAGCGCCUUCAGCCCAUCUUCCCUCUCAGAUUUUGACCUGCUAGAGGCUGCGUUAGAUGACACUUCCAGCCCGACAUCUGAGAAGCUGACGCCUGAGGAGCCAGCGGACAUUAGCGUGAAUGUUCAGAUAGUGGAAAGUCCUUUACCUAACACAGACAAUGUGACUCAGAGUAGUGGAAGCAGUUUAACGGGAGAUGGGAAAGGUGAAACUAGUAAUAAAACAAGCCAUUUAGCAAAGACUGUUGGACAAGAGAGCCAAGAAGCGAAGAAAUGCAUUAUUGUAAAAACGUCCGUGACUACAGUCAGUGAGGGCAUCAAGGGGUGCGAUGUCCCAGACGGACUGGAACCAGAAGAUCUGCCAUCAGUGUCUGAAGAUGUGCCUCCAUCCCAUAAGCCCGAGCUAAAGAAACAGCCGAGCCUCUUUAAACGAAACAGAAAGAAGAGUACUCAAGGUAACCUACCCAUUCACUUCAAUAAAGAUCAUGUUUGGAAUGCUAGUUGCUUGAUUAAAGGGAAAUCAUUAGUUGUUGUUUUUACUGCGUUUAACAUUUUAUAUUUUAUGUACGGGCUAUUUUAGUGUGUAAGUAUUUUGCAUGACAUGCAUUUUAUUAAAGAGCAUGGAUGCAGUGUGCAACGCUUGAUUUGCAGAUUUCAUAUUGAAUGGAUUUGAAUCUAUGGACAGUUUUGUUUGAACGCUCUGUUUUCCUCUGAAACACAAGGUAACAAUGGGAAAGGACACACUAAACAUAAAAAAGGCUGUGUGUUGCAGUGAGGUAGGUCAAGUCGAUGGGAUGGCAAACUGUAAGCAGGAACAUCAUCCUAAUAAACUCAAUCACCGUCGAAGCUUUGUCCCGAAUAACACGUCAUUUGUUGGUCUAACUGGAAUCUGGAUUUCAUUUGUCUCUGUUGUCCAGCUUCUAACACUCGCUCUAUCUCUUUAACACUCUUCUAAUUCAGUUAAUAUCAGGCCAAAAUCUUUAACACCAUUUGACCAAACGCACAUGUGUCUUGCGGUGAUUCUAAUGUCCAUCAAACCCUGGAGAGAACUAACCCUAAAUGUGCCAUUAUGUGCAGCAAUUAAUCCUCUUUUAAUCAGUUAUGUAUUUAUAAUCUAACAUCAGUGUUCUGAUCUCAAACAGCCUUGCAGUUUGUGAAGUCAUUGUGAAGUCAUCGUGGACUGAGUUAUUUCAUGAAAGCCGCCACUUUUGUGUCUCUUCUUCCAUAUUUUUUUGUCCAUUCCCCCCAAAUCUGCAACUGGGACUGUUCAGCCUACUAACGCAGUCUGGUGUGCUUCCUGUAAACUGUGCUUUGUUAAUCUGAUUAUGAUUGAAAGAUGCUGUAUGUAAAUGUAUUAAAAAUGUUUUUACACUUAAAAAAAAACAACUUUUAAAGCAGAUCUAGCCCAACAAUCAUGUGAAUAAAUUUCACAAUGUUAGGUGCAUUUGAGCCAAUAUUUUUAUCCUGAUGUAAAUAUAAAAACGUUAAAAGAUAUUAAAGUAUUUUAUUUAAAUAUAUUUUUGAUUCCAUCUAUUCAUUUUAG
Molecule: messenger RNA, 4245 nt
Organism: Sebastes umbrosus (honeycomb rockfish)
Lineage: Eukaryota; Metazoa; Chordata; Actinopteri; Perciformes; Sebastidae
Product: inverted formin-2-like
Exons: 17
Coding region: 196-3282 (1028 amino acids)
Molecular function (GO): actin binding
Source: RefSeq, a predicted model, not a curated record